CAGAUAUAUGGAUCUGAUCUUCUCUACUUGUUUAUUCAGUCUGCUCUCCAUCUUCCAAGGGAUUUCAGGGACUACAUUUACACUUGUGAAUAAAUGUGACCACACAGUUUGGCCUGGUAUCCUUGGCAACGCUCAGUUAGAUAGCACCGGAUUCGAACUACCAUCUGGUGGGUCCCGAACCUUCCAGGCGCCGCCCAGUUGGUCAGGUAGAUUCUGGGGCAGAACCGGAUGCACAUCAGACCCAAACACAGGUCAAGUCACCUGCCAAACCGGUGACUGUGGUUCCAGCCAAAUCGAAUGCAAUGGCAGAGGUGCAAGCCCUCCAGCUACUUUAGCUGAGUUCACGAUCGGCUCAGGAACUCAGGAUUACUACGACGUUAGUUUAGUUGACGGAUACAACUUGCCAAUGAUCGUGGAGCCAAGCGGUGGGUCAGGCACCUGCUUGUCAACAGGGUGCGUCAAUGACUUGAACCGGCAGUGCCCGAAUGAGUUACGGGUUGGGUCAGGUGAAGCCUGUAAGAGUGCAUGCGAGGCUUUUGGGACUCCAGAGUAUUGCUGCAGCGGUGCGUUCGCCUCACCCGACACCUGUAAACCAUCUGCUUACUCGGAGAUGUUCAAAGCGGCGUGCCCAAGAUCAUAUAGUUACGCGUAUGACGAUGCUACGAGUACGUUUACAUGUACAGGAGCUGAUUAUACGAUUACAUUCUGCCCUUCAUCAACAAGUAAAAAAUCUGCAAGCAACACGACCCCAACAACAACAGGCACAACAGCAACGACGAUGGGCACAGGGCCGACAAGCACCACAUAUGGAUCUAUUACAGGGUCAGGAGAGGUCCCAACGGACGACACUAAUUCAUGGUUACUAGAUUUUCUUACAGGGGAGUCUUCCGGGACUCUUUCUUCUGCUGUUUUCCACACCACAUUGUCAGCUUCAGCAAUUUCCUUUCUCUUCCUCUCUAUAUUUUAUUCGUAAUCUCAAAGUUACAUAAGCAGCUUAUUUAA
This is a messenger RNA of Durio zibethinus, 1002 nucleotides long. RefSeq names its product thaumatin-like protein 1. The record is from RefSeq and is a predicted model, not a curated record. NCBI's taxonomy places the organism in Eukaryota, Viridiplantae, Streptophyta, Magnoliopsida, Malvales, Malvaceae.